AAGACAAAAAAGCAUUUGCACAGAUGGAGAUUUAUACAAUAUAUUAAUGACAAUGUUAUUCUUGAGUUUCUGUGUACAGUACAGCUGAUUAUCUAAUUAAAGGGAGGCUUGUGUGUACUCCAGCAUGCGAUAGCUGCAAAAUAUAAAAUUGCAAAUGUACUUUCGAUUUUGAUUUACGGAAAUAUUUGAUUACAAUAUGAAUCUGUGGAAGACAAUAUUCAUUUUAUUUUAUUUGUAUAUUUUAAUACUUAUUCCUGUUUGUGCAAUUGAACCAAUUUCUGGUAUUUCUGCCGGUUUGGCAGUUGUAGUAUCGGCGUUAGUUAGUAAUUACCGUGGUAUGAAAAGUUACUUCUCAGAAUGCUGUGAUGACAGAUGGAUUAAGAAAAAUACGUCAGGUCUCAUGCCUUCAUUGGAGAAACAUCUGUAUGGCCAACACCUGGUCAUGAAAGCUGUUAUUAACCACAUCAGAGGUCACAUUAGAUCGGAAAACCCUGCUAAGGCCCUCGUUCUGUCUUUCCAUGGCGGGACAGGAACUGGGAAAAACCAUGUGAGCAGACUCGUAGCACAACACCUGUAUAACGAAGGGAUUAAAAGCAAGUUUGUGCAUCUUAUAUCCUCAACAAAGGAAUUUCCUCAUGAAGGAAUGGUACCUUUUUAUAAGGAUCAACUUCGGAGUUGGAUAGAAGGCAAUGUUAGUUCAUGUGCACACAGUUUGUUUAUUUUUGACGAAAUGGACAAGAUGCCAACUGGGUUGAUAGACACCAUCAAGCCUUAUUUAGAUUACUAUGAUAACCUUGGUGGUGUAGACUACAAAAAGGCUAUCUACCUGUUUUUAAGUAACACAGCAGGGCAGGAGAUCACAGAGUUGGCACUGAAAUACUGGGAUGAUGGGUCAACUCGGGAAGAUAUUACGCUGGUAGAUACAGAAAGAAUCAUCAUGACAUCAGCGGUGAAUACGAGAAGUGGCUUGUGGCACAGCGAUUUAAUCACGAAACAUCUCGUAACAGCAUUCAUCCCUUUCCUGCCACUAACCAAGAACCAUGUUAUGGAGUGCAUCAGAGAUGAGCUUGUUCGCAAAAAAUAUUUCAGUAAAAAGGAUUUCAUUAAAGACGAUUUAGUCAAUAAUAUUUUGAAGGAAAUGACGUUUUAUCCUGAAGACAAACGUGCAUUCUCUGUUACUGGCUGUAAGAGAGUAUCUGAAAAAGUGGACUAUAUUAUGUUGGAGUGAUCUCUUCCAUGUAAAGAUCUUUGCAAUAUUUUUUGUAAGGUGUAGAUGAAAUGAAGCAUGUUUUUUUCUAGCAGUUACUGUCACUGGUCUUGGAACCACAAAUAUACUUCAAAGACUGAGGUAAUAUUUGGUGGACCAUUGUACAAUUGUAUGCAGACCUUAGUUUCAACAUGUGAAAAUACACACCAAGUUUGGUUAAUCUACAUACCUGUAACACAUCUAAAUAAAGUUACAAGAAAGUGAAGAAAGAGCCUGUGACGUUGAAAUAGGGAAAUAUCCUUAGAAAUAGACUCAUGUUGGUCUUCAUUUAACUGUAGAGAUAUGUAUGUUUUUAAAAUGUAUGAAACAUAAUUCAGUAUUUAGUGUUAGAAACAUCAGGUUGACCAGAAACACUUCGAUGUAUGGAAAAGGAUAAUCUAAACUAUAGAAUUUAAGCAAUGUCUGAUUUCAAUUCUCAAAAACAGUUCUACCAGGUAAUAGUGAAAAAUGUGCUGUAGUAUAUAAAAAAUAGAGUCUGUCACUUUAAAAGUUGCUGAUCUUACUUAAAGGGACUAACCUGAAUUAGUAGCAAUUUUAAAAUGUUAUCAGCAAAGAAAAUACUUUUAUAUUAUUAAAAUUAUAAUUUACCUACAAUUGUUUGAUUAGAAUAUGAAUCUCUCUAUAACCAAUGCAUUUCUGGACAUCGUAAUUUUUUAAUAGUAUGAUAUUUUUAUUUCUAUAAAUUUUUGUCUGAAAUAAGUUCCUACUAUAAAUUUAUAAUUUGAAAUAAUUCACCCAAAUGUCAUUCCAAAUGUAUUUAUUUGUGUAAGGCUUUACAUUUCAAGAUGGUGUUUUAAAAAAAAAAAAAGAAGAAAAAGCAGGAUUUUUAAAUUUUAUUUUAUGGCGAGAACAAACGGAAGUCUUGAUAGAGCUGACAAGACAGGAUGGUCUCUUUAAGGUUUUCCAGGUACAUACCGUUUCUGUUUUGCAUAAAAUGCAUUUCAAGCUACAAUGGACACCUGGACAACAGGAAACAUUUACCAAAACUGAUAAUUUAAGCAAAAAGUUGUAAGUAAUAUGUAAUAUUUAACACUUUCUAAUACUAUAACAUACAUGUAUACUUCGGCUUUUCAAAAUCAGAAAAUCAUCUCCCAUUUUCAAUCCGUUAUUAUGACAUUGGACAUUUUGUGACUUAUUAGUGUCUGUCUGUGCACAACUGGGACCUCCUGUCAAAAAUAUUUAUCAAUGUUUUAUAUAUCAUUUUUAAAAUCUCACUUCGACUACAUGCUAUCAUUCAAUAAAAAUAUUCUAAUCAAUUCUAUUACCCGGUAGUUGAAUAUAAAAAUAGACAUGUUAAGUCUUCAUUUAUCUGUUAUUUGUUAGAGGUAUGUGUAUUUGAGGUAUAUGAAACAUACAUUCAGUAUUUAGUGUUAAAAACACCAGGUUGGCCAGAAACGCUUCCAAUGUAUGGAAACGGAUAAUCUAUGCUAUAAAAUUUAAACAAUGUCUGAUUUCAAUUCUCAGAAGUUUACCAGGUAAUGGUGAAAAAUGUGCUGUAGUGUAUAAAAACUAGUCUGUCACUUUAAAAGUUGCUGAUCUUACUUGAAGGGACUAACCUGGGUUUGUAGCAAUUUUAAAAGGCUUUUGGCAAAGAAGAUACUUUUAAAUGAUUAAAAUUACAAUUUACUUACAUUUUUUUGUUUAGAAUAUGAAUAUGUCUAUAACCAAUGCAUUUCUGGACAUCAUAAUGUUUUGAAGUAUCUCAAUAUCAAUUUGUGUUGAAAAUAAUUUUUUAUGUACAAAUUUAUUAUUUCUUCCAAUAGCCAAAUGAAAUUUGAAAUAAUUCAGCCAAAUGUCAAAUGUAUUGAUCCUUAUAAUGCUGUAUAUUAAAGCAUUUUAAAGUAAGAUAGUGUUUUUUGUUUAAAAAAAAACAGGAAAAAGUAGGAUAUGUUUUUUAUUUUGUUGGGCGGAACAAAUGGAAAUCAUGUUAGGGCUGACAACUCAGGAUGGUCCUUUUAAGGUUUUCCAGGUACAUAUCCUUUCUGUUUUGCAUAAAAUGCAUUUUGAGCUACAAUGGACACCUGAACAACCAGAAACAUUUACCAAAACUGAUAAUUUAAGCAAAACAUUGUAAAUAAUAUGUAAUUUUUUAACUGGGAUGAUUUCCCACCUGCAUGUACAUGUUUACUCCGGCUUUUCAAAAUCAGAAAAUCAUCUUCCAUUUUCUAUCAGUUAUUGUGACAUCUGACUUUUUUUUAUGUAAUGUAUUAGUGUGACUGUACAAAUAACUAGGGAAUUAGGCCAAAAAUAUUUAUCAAUGUGUUAUAUAUAUAGUGUAAAAAAAUCUCACUUCAGCUACAUGCUAUUCUAACCAAUAAAUUCUACUGGUAGAAUAAAAUAAUUUUAUGGAAAAAUCUACUGAGGAAAACUAGCAGAUUAAUUGUUUGACAUCAGUUAUUAUGGACAUGAUUUGUACACAAUGUCUGUACCCAUAAUUCUUUGACUGCAAAGAACUCCUGUGUUGAUGAAUAUGUGAAAUCCAGUUUUCUGUUUACUUCCUAGUUAUCUGUUUACUUCCUGUUUUUAUGUAAAAUUCUUGGAGAAGCCAAUGUUUGCACAGAGUGUCAGCUCCUUAUAGUUUUAAUACUCUCAACUUAAAUAUGCAAUGUUACAUGUGUGUGGGAUUGUAGUUAUUUAUCACAAGUAAAUGUAAAACUGGUGAAAUAUGGGACUAGCUUAUCCAAUAAGCAAGGCUAGCUCUGGAUGUGUCUAUUAAACUUUAAAAAUGACAAAUAUUACAUGAAAUUAUGACAAAUUAAAAUAAAAUUAGCUAUCGGUAAUUGUUUUUAAAAUGUGUGAUUGGCAGAUUUGGCGAGUGCCAGAGCUAGUUUUGAAUAAUGUACAUUUCAACUGACCAGUAAUACCAAUAAUAAUGUUAAUUAUUUACUUUUUUGGUGAAUGUAUAAAGGAUAUUUCAUGUUUUUUGUCAAAUAUGAACUAUAUCUCGAUGAGUGAAGUGUGCAGUAAUAUCACUGAGUCAUGGUUGUGCAUGUUAAUUAUUUGUUACUACAUGUAAUAUUAAAGGUGGGAUGCAUGCUCACCUCAAGGGCAUAGGGUCGCAAGAUUUAUCUCUCUUGAUUGAAUCAGGUUUUUCUCAUCCAAAUUGGUGCUCUAUGGCUGGUUUUUCAGAGGCUAUGGUAUGUACAGCUCUGCCUAUGGGUAAGUGCAUAUAAAAGAUGCCUUGCUGCAUAUCCAGUAAAAGUAGCUUGUGUGAUGGCAACAGGUUUUCUUUCUUUGUUUUUUGUUUGUUGUGAAAAGUGCUAAAAUAACCAUAUGUUAGACACCAAAUAUCCAUAGUUUAAAAUGUGCUGAAAAGUUGUUAAACAAACAUUUUCCUUUUUUAAGUAAUAUUAAACUAUAUUACUAUUAUUGGCUUUCUUUUAAUGACUUUGCAUGAUAAUCAAGUGACUUUCUGUAUGAAAUAUUUGUGGAUUUUGAAGUUGAAAAAUGUUACAUUGUUUAUAAAACUGGAAUACCUGGAGGUGAUACAAUGGAAAUAGAAAUAAAAGAAAACUGUUCUUAAA
Molecule: messenger RNA, 4791 nt
Organism: Gigantopelta aegis
Lineage: Eukaryota; Metazoa; Mollusca; Gastropoda; Neomphalida; Peltospiridae
Product: torsin-1A-like
Exons: 5
Coding region: 197-1228 (343 amino acids)
Cellular component (GO): endoplasmic reticulum
Molecular function (GO): ATP hydrolysis activity; ATP binding
Source: RefSeq, a predicted model, not a curated record